UUGCCGCCGCCCCCUCCUGUGCCGCGCCACCUCUACCACCGCCGCCCCCUCUCCUGCGCCGCACCCCUCUACCGCCAGCGGCCCCUCUCUGCGUCGCCUUCCUCCCGCGCGGGGAUCCGAGCCCGGAUCCGCGCCCUGCCCCUGAUCCGCACCGCCGCCUCCCUGAUCCGUGCACUGCUCCUUGGCCCACCGCCUCCCCGAUCCACGUCGACCAGCAGCGCGGGGACUCCGACCGUCGACCCAAUCGCAGCGAUCCCUCAAACCCUAACCUCGACGGGUUGAGUCUUCACACCCCCCCCCCCGCGCCCCACCCCCGAGAUCAGAUUACGGUUUCGGUGUUCUUCCUCUUAUUCAGGACCUGCCAGGGCGAAGAUGACGAAGAAGUCGCGGUGUAGGAGCCGCCGAUCUCCCGAUGCCGCCCCUCGGGAGCCCCCAGGACCAACCCCCUCUCCUGGUCGAUCAGGAUAACCCGGCUCGUCCGAUCGAUCUGGAGAAGGAGCCGCCUCCUCUGCAGCAGUCGAUUCGGGACCUGCCAGGGCGAAGAUGACGAAGAAGAAGCGGUCGCGGUUUAGGAGCCGCCGAUCUCCCGAUGCCGCCCCUCGGGAGCCCACAGGACCAACCCCCUCUCCUGGUCGAUCAGGAGAACCCGCCUCGUCCGAUCGAUCUGGAGGAGCCUCCUCCUCUGCAGCAUCUGCCGCGGAUCGAGAGUGUAAGCAGUGGAAGCAGAGGAACCAGGCGGGAGACCGCUCGCCGUCCCCUGUUGAAGAAACCGCCGUGAGGCCGAAGCAGCGGCGCAAGAAGGAGAAGCGACACCUCCCUCAUCCUGGUCCCGAAGAUGAUGCCUUGCGGAAGGAGGACUCCUGCCCAUCCCUCAGGAUCUCGCAGGCCAGAGACCGCUGUGCCAACUUGCAAAAAGCAAGAGAGGCCGCUUCCGACCCUCCUGCUGAGAAGAAAAAGGGCAAGCGCGAUGGUGGACCUCGAGCGCUGAGCAUGAGACCUCGACCACGCCAUGUCUGGAUAUGCAAGUCAGAGCAGGAGCAGCAGCAGCAGCAGCAUGAUAAGGCCUCCAGUCAAUAUCUCAAGAUCUUGCCAGUGCCAGCCACUGACCUCUGUGCCAACUUGCAAGAAGCAGGAGAUGGCUCUGCUGCUCCACCUACAGAGGAAGGAAGCAUGAAGCACACCUUGCUGCUUGAGGGGCGUCUCAAGAAGAAAGGUUGCAUUGAUGAUGCAAAUCUAGUGAUGGAAAAGUCUGGUAUGCCUCCUAGCCACAGCAGCAGCAUGUCAGGAGAAGCCCAGGAAGAAACCUCCAUUGAUGUGGAGGAAGCAAGCUCACCACUGAGUGUGGAGAAGCAGCCAAAGCCAACUUCUUCUGUCGAUCAUGGCAAGGUGGCACUGGAUGAAGAUGAAGAAGGACGUUCUGGCAAAAAUCCUCCUCCUGUGGCGCUCAACGAGAUUAUUACACAUGAUGAAGAUGGUCAAAACUCUGAUAAGAUCGGUGUCCAGGCCAUUGAGGACUACAAACAAGAACAAGAAAGAAUAAGAGGGGAAGCACAAGCCCUCCUUGAACUAGACAUGGACGACGUUGCAGAGAAGAUAUGGUAUUACUCAAGGCAGUUAAACCAUGACCCUCCCGAGGUGGACCCUGAUUAUAUGACGGAAUAUGAGCCACAGGAGCUCAUUAAGCUUAAUGAGCGGCUAGCGUUGUACCGCAUCAGGGCGUACGAGUUAUCAGUUGAUGAGAAGUUGGAUGAGCUGGAUGAUGGAAGUCUGACACAGCACUAUCCUCCAUCCGUUCUUAAUGAUGAGGGGUACUUUAGGUACUACGAGGAGAGUCUUGAAUGGUACUUCAAUGAUGAACUCUGCAACUACGCUGGCUUUGAGGACUACCAGCAUAUAGUGCUUCGUAGUUAUGGUGAGUAUCUUGAUUGGAGUUGUUACAGCAAAACUCGUAAUACCUAUGCAGAAGACCUAGCAUAUGUCCAAUAUUGUGAAGCCAUAGAAAAUGAGACUAAGUGGAUUGAAGGUUAUCUGCUGGACAACACACUUCCGUGGGAAAGAGUUCAAAAUGUGGCACGUGUUCAAGCACUGAAGAUUGCAGCAGGCUUUCCCAAUGUUUCCCCAAGAUUAGUUUUCUCCGGUUUCCGAGAACAUAUGUGGAGUGUUAAGUUUGAUUUCAGGCAUAAGGGAUUGGAUGCUGUCUAUUUCGAGAUCUGGAAGCGGGUUGCUAAGCAAAAGAUGGAUUUCAGAGAAGCUCUGUUGGAAGUAUAUCAUGGAAAAAUGUUUCCCUCGUGGAUUCUUGAUAUUGAUCUAGAGCUUGAAAAUACCACUCGAGCGAGAUUCUCAAUGAAAGAUAAGUAUAAUGCUUACGUGGCCUGCAUUGAUGAUUUGGUUUCAGAGGAUGCAGCUCAUCCAUUGAUCACAGAGGCCGUAAAAAAAAUGAUUUCAAAACCAAAGAUCUACGUGGACUACGCAAGGAAAAAGUUAGAUAUUGCAAAACAAAUUGGUUUGACUACCAAAGGGGCAAGACCACAGGCCACUCCGGCAGCAUAGUCACAAAGUUACUGGGUUGACCGGGUCGAGGAACGGGGUCGACGGUCGAGGGUCGUCACAUUAUAAAAUUGUGGUACGAAGGGGGUAUACCUCUGUGGAACGAUAAAUUAUUAUGUGGAACGUGACCCUAAUUCAUCCGGGUCGAUAUUUUCGGGUCGAUGCGUCUUUAAAAAGACAAAAACUAUAUAUGUGCUACUAAUGAAGAAACUAAUCUGCACAAGCAUAUAAGAAAUGUAUAAAAAGAGUACAUUUAGACCAUAGUACACGUACUCGGCUCAUUAUCUAACAAAAACCACACCUUUAACCUUCUUAUCCCAAUUAAAUCUGCUAGUAAUGGGGCUGCGACCUCUCUCAAACCGGGAUGCGAUCCAAUCUUGAAUGGGACACUGACCCACUUUGACCCCGACCCUCGAAUCGGAACGGCGUUCCCGGGUCGUGGGACGAGGCAUCGACCCCGAAUCCUGUGACUAUGCUCCGGCAUGCAGGGGAGGCAAUGGCGGAGCAAAGCUUGAGUUGGACAGCUAAUAAGGAAUAAAAAUAGGCUACCGGUGCUAGGUUCACUAUCUAUGUCGUAAUAUUUAUUAGGUUCACUGUCUAUGUGGCUCUGAUAAAUACCCUGGUGUUGGUAUGGGUAAAAAAAAGUUAUUGUUCGGUAAAUUUUCAUAAAUGGAGUGAAGAAUGGGAGAGCCUUUUUAUGAUGGAACUAGAUAAUAUUUUUCUUAUGAUUGUUAAAUAAAGAUGCUUGUGGCUGCUACCUGACUUGGUAUCUAUAUGAUCUAUGAAUCAAAAUGCUAUUUACUUAA
Panicum virgatum (switchgrass) is the source of this 3353-nucleotide messenger RNA. RefSeq lists its product as uncharacterized. The record is from RefSeq and is a predicted model, not a curated record. The coding region runs from base 544 to 2550 and encodes 668 amino acids. The transcript is spliced from 11 exons. NCBI's taxonomy places the organism in Eukaryota, Viridiplantae, Streptophyta, Magnoliopsida, Poales, Poaceae.